AUGGCAAGUUUGGACGUUAGAGGAGGCAGGCAAAGAGGAGGUUACAACAAUAAUGGAACAUCUACAUUGACUGGCAGAAACCAGCCCAGAUCUGCAUACAAUGCAAACAAUAAUGUUUACUAUCCACAAGCCUCCUUCUUAGCCUACCCACCACAAGGUUCUGCUAAUAGGUUUGCAUCUGGAAUACCUAAUAAUCAGCAGCAGAAGUUAGUGACAAUGCAGGCACCAGCUCAGCAGAGGUUCAUGCCACCCCAACAGACACCUCAAAUGAAUUUGUAUAACAAUGGAAACAACAAAUUUCAAACUAUGCCAAGACCUGUACAACCUAAUGAUUUUAAUGUCGGUCGUGGUGGAGGAAUGGUCUUCAACAGUAGUAACAAUCGUGGGGCAAGAGGAGGUAUUCGUGGAUGGAGUGCUGACAGGGAGGUGCCUGAUCUUAUAAGGGGUGGUCAAACGAGCCAGUGGAAUGGAAACAUGCGAGGGCCCUUGUUGAAUUCAUUCAAUAGCAACAACAACAAACCAUACAUGAACUCACACUUGGACAACGCAUCUGGGGACGCAGCAUACAACUACCACCCCCCAUACAGCAUGCCCGUGCCAGCAAGGGGGCGAGGAGGGUACGUUGGCGGACGAGUUGGUCUGGGGUACCAUCAUCAUCAUCAUGACAGCCACCCAUACAGUGAAGGUGGACAUUUUGAUGAGAACAAGGAAUGCGAUCCGGCUGACUGGACCAAGGCCCUGCCCAGGAAUGAAAAAUUGGAACAUGAACUGUUUGGAGGAGCCCACACUGGCAUCAACUUCAGCAAGUACGAGGACAUCCCUGUUGAAGCCACCGGCGCUGAUUGCCCUCCCCACAUCGACAGGUUUGAUGACAUCGACUUGGGCGAGAUAAUCAAGAACAACAUAAAGUUAAGUCAGUACGAAAGACCAACACCCAUACAGAAGUAUGCCAUUCCCAUCAUUGUCAAGAAGAGAGACAUCAUGGCUUGCGCUCAGACAGGUUCUGGCAAGACGGCAGCCUUCCUUGUUCCAAUCUUGAGUCAGAUCUAUGCUAAUGGACCGUGCAGCAGUGCUUCUAAUGGCUCUUCUCGACCGUACAAGCAGGAGAAGCAGUACCCAAUUGCAUUGGUCCUGGCCCCUACAAGAGAGCUGGCGAGUCAGAUUCAUGAUGAGGCCAGGAAGUUCUCCUAUCGUUCGCACGUUCGUGCGUGCAUCGUUUACGGAGGAGCAGAUAUCAAUGCACAGAUGCAGGAUCUACUCAAGGGAUGUCACUUGUUGGUAGCUACCCCCGGUAGAUUGGUCGACAUGAUUGAGAGAGGAAAGAUUGGCAUGGAUAGAGUCCAAUACCUAGUGCUGGAUGAGGCAGAUCGCAUGCUGGAUAUGGGGUUCGAACCGCAGAUCCGUCGAAUUGUCGAGAAGGACACAAUGCCCGCCACAGGAGUUCGACACACACUCAUGUUCAGUGCCACAUUCCCCAGAGAAAUUCAGAUUCUUGCUCGUGACUUCUUGCACAAUUACAUCUUCCUUGCUGUUGGCAGAGUUGGUAGUACCAGUGAGAACAUCACACAGAAGGUGUUGUGGGUUGAAGAAUAUGAGAAGAGGGUCGUCCUCCUGGAACUUCUUGCUGCUUCAGGUCCAAACAACUUGAUCCUGAUAUUUGUGGAAACCAAACAAGGAGCUGACCAGUUGCAUGCUUUUCUCUCCAUGGAGAACUUUCCAACCAACUCGAUACAUGGAGACAGAUCACAGAGGCAGAGGGAAGAAGCAUUGAAAGCAUUCAAGACUGGCAAGACUCCUAUUCUUGUUGCUACUGCAGUCGCCGCUCGUGGAUUGGACAUCAGCAAUGUGAAGCAUGUCAUCAAUUUUGACCUGCCUGGUUCCAUUGAGGAAUAUGUCCACAGGAUUGGAAGGACCGGAAGAGUCGGAAAUUUGGGACUGGCAACAAGCUUCUUUAAUGAGAAGAAUCGAGGCCUGGCGAAGGAUCUGCUGGAGCUGCUGUCAGAGGCUCACCAGGAAGUUCCGAUCUGGUUGAACGACAUGGCCAGCAGGAACUAUUACGGAGGGUCCUCUUCAGCGGCUGCCGGUGCUGCUGCUGGCAGUGCUAACAAGAAGCACAGUGCUAUCAAGAGGUUCAAUACAGGGUUUGCCUCUCGAGACUACAGGCAGCAUCAUCAACUUCAACAAACAACGCAGCAACCGCAACUUGCUCGUCCACAGCCCAACUUGGCCACUGCCAUCCAGCAGCAGCAGCUACCGCUCACAGCUGCACAUCAUCCGCAACAACAACAACAACAGCAGGCGCACCAACAAGCAGCGCAAGCACAACUGCCAAUCAACAACCAUCUCCUCUACAACCAACAACCGACUACUGCCUACGUCUAUGGAGGUUUCCACCAGGGUUACUAUGGCAACCAGUUUCAGACUGGUCAGUCAGAGUGGUGGGGCCACAAGUAG
Helobdella robusta is the source of this 2454-nucleotide messenger RNA. RefSeq lists its product as hypothetical. Gene Ontology annotation, molecular function: ATP binding; RNA helicase activity; RNA binding. Gene Ontology annotation, cellular component: P granule; nucleus. Bases 1 to 2454 code for a protein of 817 amino acids. The record is from RefSeq and is a predicted model, not a curated record. The transcript is spliced from 19 exons. Gene Ontology annotation, biological process: gamete generation; cell differentiation. NCBI's taxonomy places the organism in Eukaryota, Metazoa, Annelida, Clitellata, Rhynchobdellida, Glossiphoniidae.